This is a messenger RNA of Planococcus citri (citrus mealybug), 963 nucleotides long. RefSeq lists its product as uncharacterized. The record is from RefSeq and is a predicted model, not a curated record. The coding region runs from base 289 to 867 and encodes 192 amino acids. NCBI's taxonomy places the organism in Eukaryota, Metazoa, Arthropoda, Insecta, Hemiptera, Pseudococcidae. The transcript is spliced from 3 exons.
UUCAGCUGCUCCAUAUAUGCUGUACAUGGAAUUAAAUACCUGCUCAUUACGAUAUUAGCCGCAAUCUAGAGAUGUUAUUUAUUCAUUCCAUUUUUCACCCAUUUGAACUCUAUAAACUAGAAAAUACUUUACAAUCAUUACACCGCGUAGGUAAUUGAUGAAUCGAUUGAUAAGAUAAAUAAACUCAAUGCUAACUUAUUGAAAUUAAAUUCAACUCAAUAAAUGGCAAAUAUCAUUAGUAUUUUUUUUCUAAUGUAGAGUGAAAUUCAGCAUCUAUUCGGUUCAAAAAUGUUGCAUAAACUGAUCUGUUUUUCUAUUUUAAUAUCGCUUGUGGCCGUUUAUGCGUGGGAUCCAACUUUCAAAUUUACAACCCGAAAAAUCCUCUAUCGAACAAAUCCCAAACCGCCCAAACUGAUUCUAUGUUAUCGUUACCACACUCUUAAAAAAGCUAUUCAAGAAUCUUUAAGGAAAAAAGAUCCGAUAGAGUUGACUAUCAUCGAUAUACGUGAUAGAAAUGAAGUCAACCAAACUGGUACAGUGCCAACUGCCAUAAAUAUACCAGUUGAAGAACUUUACGGGGCUUUGAAUUUAAGCAUAACUGAGUUCAACGAGACGUAUCAUGCGGAAAAACCAAGGUGGCAUAGGAAACUGGUAAUAAUGAGUAAACACGGACGAGAAGGUUUGGAAUGUUGCGAAGAAGUAUUAAAAUAUAAUUAUACGAGGGUGGGAAAUUAUCACGACGGAUGGGCAGAUUGGUACAACAGAACGUGGAUGGUAGGAAUGAGCCUUGACUGGACAUGGAAUCCUGACGCGUGGACUUUACAACCGAUUAACAGAAGCAACAGCGAACAAGAACAAAACGAUUGAUAAUGAUAAUAAUACAUUUUUUUUCUUUAAAAUUAUAAAAAUAGCUAAUAUAAGUAUCUACAAAUGUAUAAAUUAAAAUUACUUAUUUUUCGACAA